UGCAGGUACAGAUUCAGCUGCUCUUACACGCGAACUUGGAGAAGUUUGAUCGCAAGCCUGGUUGAACUCCCAAACAAAGCGACUUUGACUUUCGGUGAACAGCGGGGAUUUUAUUCGUCUUCUUCUUCUUCAUUUUUUUUUUUACACUAAACUUUUCUGUGAGUGCAGGACUUGUGAUCAUGAAGCUGGAGGUUUUCCGCGGUGCGCAUCUCCACGCGAAGCCAGCGGAGACGUGCAGCGACGCCGAGACCAGCGUGCCGUCUCCGCUCUCCGGGGAAGACGAACUGGGGUCAGAUGGCGACUGCGCAGCGCACAGCCCGUGCGCACCUGUCGCGUCUUCCGCCGCCAUGUCCUCUGCAGCAGCGCGCAUCGAGGGCAAGGACAAGGGCAAGCCGUACACGCGCAGACCAAAGCCGCCGUACUCGUACAUCGCCCUGAUCGCCAUGGCCAUCCGCGACUCCAGCUCGGGCCGCCUGACCCUCGCCGAGAUCAACGACUACCUCAUGCGCAAGUUCCCGUUCUUCCGCGGCACGUACACGGGCUGGCGCAACUCGGUGCGCCACAACCUGUCGCUCAACGACUGCUUCCUGAAGGUGCUCCGCGACCCCUCGCGCCCCUGGGGCAAAGACAACUACUGGAUGCUGAACCCGCACAGCGAGUACACGUUUGCCGACGGCGUGUUCCGGCGACGCAGGAAGCGCAUCGGCAAAAAAGCGGGCCGGGAGCAGGACGAGAGCGCAACCCGAGCCUCCGACUCUGUAAACGCGCCCUCAGCAGCAACCAAGUUCACAAGCCCGUUCGCCAUCGACAGCAUCCUGAGCCGACCUUUCCGCAGAAGGGAGCAGCCGGAGCACUGCGCGCCAGAGGACGUCGCUGUGGCCUCUUGGCCCGGGCGCGCCCCCGCACCGGCGCCCUACGUCACGCGCGGCGCACCACUUCACGCGCUGGUCAAUGCGAGCGCCGCGGUGCACACGCUCCGCGCCUACGGCAUGAUGGGCGUCGCGUUUGAGGACUUGUCCGCCGGGGUCCGGCAUGACAGAGACUUCCUCAGCGUUCCUCUGAGCUCAGAGCGCCUUCCGGUGCCGAGGGUCACACCGACCACCGCACACGCGUCCACCAAAGCCGGAGCCUUCCACCCGUUUCAAAUAGACUACUUAUUAUCCUAAUGGCGCGCGGGACAAUGGUUUAUUUGGCACUUUAUACGCACUGUACUCGUUUAUGGACUUUAAACAUUUCAUCAAGGAGUUGCCACCAGUGGACUUGGGAACUCUGGUAUAAAAUGGAGUACAUGCACAAAGACAGGAGAAGAUUUCUGUCCUGUCAGUAAAUACUGUUGUAUAAUAAUGUUAGAUCUUGUAUUUAUGAUAUGAUGUUGGUCAUUUUUCCUCCUGUGUGUUUUGCUUGCUCAGGAAUAUUGCUGCGAUCGGGAUUUUGCCUCAGCUGAAAUAUCACUUUGCUUGCUCUGUCGUCUCUGAAAGCAAUGACACUGACAGCAAUGCUGUUGUUGUUGUUGUUGAUGUUGUUGUUGUUGUUGUUUUAAUAAAAAGGUCAGCUAAAAGGUACAAGGACAAGCUCAGCUCUGCCUGUAAACUGGACAGCACUGCUAAAGUCUACUGAAAAGAAUGCAUGCGAAUUUUUAUAAUGAGCAAUAAAAAUUUAUUUCUGUAGCAAAGAAAAAAAAAACGUGGCAAGUGCUUUUCUUUUUUUAUGAGACAUGUGAAAUGAUGUGAUGACCUUCAAGAAAGUAAGACUGACGUAAUUAUAUAGCCUACACUAAAACAACAAACGAGCUGGUGGAAAAAAAGCAAAAGGUCAUAUGUGUGUGUGUGUGUGUGUGUGUGUGUGUGUUAGUUAGUUAAUUAGUCAGUUAGUUAGUCUGUUUGUUUAUUAUAAGAUUACUUACUAGCAUUUUUGUGGAGAAUGUGCACAGGAAAAGUGUUUUACAAUCUAAAAUUUGGUCAUUUUGUUAA
Molecule: messenger RNA, 1970 nt
Organism: Pangasianodon hypophthalmus (striped catfish)
Lineage: Eukaryota; Metazoa; Chordata; Actinopteri; Siluriformes; Pangasiidae
Gene: foxq1a
Product: forkhead box Q1a
Exons: 1
Coding region: 180-1166 (328 amino acids)
Biological process (GO): anatomical structure morphogenesis; cell differentiation; regulation of transcription by RNA polymerase II
Molecular function (GO): RNA polymerase II cis-regulatory region sequence-specific DNA binding; DNA-binding transcription factor activity, RNA polymerase II-specific
Source: RefSeq, a predicted model, not a curated record